Molecule: messenger RNA, 11968 nt
Organism: Corapipo altera (White-ruffed manakin)
Lineage: Eukaryota; Metazoa; Chordata; Aves; Passeriformes; Pipridae
Gene: BCR
Product: BCR, RhoGEF and GTPase activating protein
Exons: 23
Coding region: 615-4664 (1349 amino acids)
Biological process (GO): protein phosphorylation; intracellular signal transduction; positive regulation of GTPase activity
Cellular component (GO): membrane
Molecular function (GO): guanyl-nucleotide exchange factor activity; GTPase activator activity; protein serine/threonine kinase activity
Source: RefSeq, a predicted model, not a curated record
GCCCGGGCACGGCCGGGUAGCGCCGGAGCUCGGCCCGGACCCGCCGCCGCAGCGCCGCUCCGAGCCCGGCGUGUGCGCCCGGAGCACAGCACAAUAGCCGGGAGGAGGAGACAGGGAAAGGGGCAGGGGGAAAGGAGGAGAGAGAAAGAGAAAGCACAACACGGGGGCUGGCGAGGCAGGACGGAGCGGAGGAGGACGGAGCGUGGCUGCGCCGAGGACCGUGCCCAGGACGGCGGCGGCAGGAGGCGGGUGGGGGGCGAUAUUUACCUUCCCGCCCCCGCCCCGAGCCUGCUCCUUUGUCCACCCACUUUGAAGUGCUCGGGGAUCGCCGGGGUGGAAGCAUUGUUGUUCGCCAGCAAGCGAUCAGUCAUGCCGGGGAGAGAGUAGCGAGGGGACGCGGGGCUGGGGCCGGCAAAGGCUGAAGGAGAGAGGAUCGCGAGGGAGGAUCGCCGCUCGCCUCCCAGUGCCGCUGCAUGGACCGUGGAAGAGACGCGCUGAGUUGACCCCGCCGGAGCUGUUUCUGCUUCUACAUGUGAGAUCCGGUUGGUUUUUUUCUGUCCACCUCUCUCUCUCCAGCCUCCUUCUCGUAUUCUCCAGUUACUCCCGUAUGCAAAAUGGUGGACCCUGUGGGGUUUGUGGAGGCUUGGAAAGCACAAUUUGCAGACUCUGAGCCUCCUAAAAUGGAGCUGAAAUCUGUGGGAGAUAUUGAACAGGAGCUGGAGAUGUGCAAAGCAUCUAUCCGGAGACUGGAGAUGGAGGUGAACAAGGAGAGGUUCCGCAUGAUUUACCUGCAGACUCUUCUGGCAAAGGAGAAAAAAAGCUAUGAUAGACAGAGAUGGGGUUUUAAACGUGUUUCUCAGUUGCCUGAAGGGGGUGCAGAGCAGCAGAUCCAGGACCUGCAUCAUCACCAGUCUGCUGACCAAGAGGAAUAUGAAAAAAGCAAGUCACACCACGGGGAGGAAAAGUUCAAACCCAGGAUCCCCUCUCUGCGGAAGCUGUCUACCCAGAGUGAUGGGUCAGACCUGUCCCCUUUGGACAGCCCCCAUCACGGAGAAGGAGAGCAGGACAGGUCCAAGUACUACGGGGAGGAGAAACUGAAGAGAGUUGUGGAAGAUAUGGAGAAUCGCUGUGAUACUGAUGGCUCUCCUUCAAAACACAGAUCGGCUUCCACUCGUAGGCUGGUGGGAUCUGCUGAGAAGGAGGGAUCAUUUGAACCUAAGGAGAGAGGGAACAGCACCAGUGUGGCAGCCCUGAGGUCCAAUUUUGAGAGAAUGAAAAAGGUUAACUCGCAUUCUUCUGGAGAUAACAAGGAUGUUGUUGAAAAGCCCUUUUAUGUGAACAUGGAGUAUCAUCAUGAGAAGGGUCUAGUAAAGGUCAACGACAAAGAUGUUUCUGAUAAAAUAAGCUCCCUUGGCAGCCAAGCCAUGCAAAUGGAACGCAAAAAGUCUUUGCACUCCCUCCCUUCUAACAUGGUACCCAGCUUCAGCGAGUUCCAGAGGCCUGCGUACAGGGGAAGGUCCUCGGAGAGCAGCUUUGGCUAUGAUGGAGAAUAUGAGGAUGCUGAACUGAACCCCAAGUUUCUCAAAGAUAAUCUGAUUAAUGCCAAUGGCAGCAACCGCUCACCUUGGCAGCCCAUGGACUUCCAGCCGUAUCAAAGUAUCUACGUUGGUGGAAUGAUGGGGGAAGGAGAAGGCAAAGGACCUAUUCUGAGAAAUCAGGGCACGACUGACCAGGAAAAGCAUCUCACGUGGCCCAGGAGAUCUUAUUCCCCCAGGAGUUUUGAAGACAUUGGAGGAGGAUAUACCCCUGACUGUAGCUCUAAUGAAAACCUUACUUCCAGUGAGGAAGACUUCUCCUCAGGACAGUCCAGCCAUGUCUCCCCCAGCCCCACCACCUACCGCAUGUACCGGGAUAAAAGCCGUUCUCCCUCCCAGAACUCUCAGCAGUCCUUUGACAGCAGCAGUCCCCCAACCCCCCAGUCUCAAAAACGGCACAGGCAGCAGCAGGUCAUUGUGUCUGAGGCUACUAUUGUGGGUGUACGAAAAACAGGACAGAUCUGGCCAAGUGAUGGAGAUUUGCCCUCUGGGAGAUGUCACCAGGACAGCUGUUUCCAUGGGGAUACAGAUGCCCCGUUCGGGGGGACACCGCCCGGCUACGCGUACGAUGCCGACCGCGCCGAGGAGCAGAGGAGACACCAUGACAUGAUGCCCUACAUCGAUGACUCGCCGUCCUCCUCACCACACCUCAGCUCCAAGAGUCGGGGCAGCCGAGACACUCUGUCCUCAGGGUCUCUGGAAUCUACAAAAUCAAGCGAGCCAGACCUGGAGAAAGGCCUGGAGAUGAGAAAAUGGGUCCUAUCAGGAAUCCUAGCCAGUGAGGAAACCUACCUGAGCCACCUGGAGGCCCUGCUGCUGCCCAUGAAGCCUUUGAAAGCUGCUGCCACCACCUCUCAGCCUGUGCUGACCAGUCAGCAGAUUGAGACAAUAUUCUUCAAAGUGCCUGAGCUCUAUGAGAUCCACAAAGAGUUCUACGAUGGGCUCUUUCCCCGAGUGCAGCAGUGGAGUCACCAGCAACGUGUGGGGGACCUCUUCCAAAAGCUGGCCAGCCAGCUGGGAGUGUACCGGGCCUUUGUGGAUAACUAUGAAGUUGCUAUGGAGACAGCAGAGAAAUGCUGCCAAGCCAAUGCUCAGUUUGCUGAAAUCUCUGAGAAUCUAAAGGCCAGAAGCACAAAGGAAUCUAAAGAACAGACAACGAAAAAUUCCUUGGAAACUCUACUGUACAAGCCUGUGGAUCGAGUGACUCGCAGCACACUUGUCUUGCAUGAUUUGCUCAAGCACACUCCAGUGAGCCACCCCGAUCACCCCCUGCUGCAGGAUGCUCUGCGGAUCUCUCAGAACUUCCUCUCCAGCAUCAACGAGGAGAUCACUCCUCGGCGGCAGUCCAUGACUGUAAAGAAGGGGGAGCACCGGCAGCUGCUGAAGGACAGUUUCAUGGUGGAGCUGGUGGAGGGGGCCCGCAAGCUGCGCCACGUCUUUCUUUUUACCGAUCUGUUCCUCUGUGCCAAGCUCAAGAAGCAGAUUGGAGGGAAAAGCCAGCAAUAUGACUGCAAAUGGUACAUCCCACUCACUGACCUCAGCUUCCAAAUGGUGGAUGAGUCUGAGGCAGUGCCCAAUAUCCCACUGGUACCUGAUGAGGAGCUGGAUGCCAUGAAGAUCAAGAUAUCCCAGAUCAAGAACGACAUCCAGCGGGAAAAGAGGGCCAAUAAAGGCAGCAAGGUCAUUGAGAGGUUAAAAAAGAAGCUCUCGGAGCAGGAAUCCCUCCUACUGCUGAUGUCUCCCAACAUGGCCUUCCGGGUGCACAACCGCAACGGGAAGAGUUACACGUUCCUCAUUUCAUCAGACUAUGAGAGGGCAGAGUGGAGGGAGAAUAUCCGGGAGCAGCAGAAGAAAUGCUUUAAAAGCUUCUCACUCACAUCGGUGGAGCUCCAGAUGCUGACAAACUCCUGUGUGAAGCUUCAGACAGUCCACAACAUUCCCCUCACUAUCAAUAAGGAAGAUGAUGAAUCCCCGGGUCUCUAUGGAUUCCUGAAUGUCAUUGUCCACUCUGCCACAGGAUUCAAGCAGAGCUCAAAUUUGUACUGCACGUUAGAGGUGGAUUCUUUUGGGUAUUUUGUGAACAAGGCCAAAACUAGAGUUUACAGAGACACCACAGAGCCCAACUGGAACGAGGAGUUCGAGAUUGAGCUGGAGGGCUCACAGACACUGCGGAUUCUGUGCUAUGAAAAGUGCUACAACAAAACCAAGCUCACCAAAGAGGAUGGAGAGAGCACAGAUCGAAUCAUGGGGAAAGGGCAGAUCCAGCUGGACCCACAGGCACUGCAGGACAAAGACUGGCAGCGCACGGUCAUCUCCAUGAAUGGGGUCGAGGUGAAGCUGUCGGUGAAGUUCACCAGCCGGGAGUUCAGCCUCAAAAGGAUGCCGUCCCGCAAACAGACCGGCGUGUUUGGGGUCAAGAUUGCCAUUGUCACCAAGCGAGAGAGGUCGAAGGUGCCUUACAUAGUGCGGCAGUGCGUGGAGGAGAUCGAGCGGCGCGGGAUGGAGGAGGUGGGAAUCUACCGAGUCUCUGGGGUUGCAACGGACAUCCAGGCUCUGAAAGCUGCCUUUGAUGUCAACAACAAGGACGUGUCGGUGAUGAUGAGCGAGAUGGACGUCAACGCCAUCGCGGGCACCCUCAAGCUGUACUUCCGCGAGCUGCCCGAGCCCCUGUUCACGGACGAGCUGUACCCCAACUUCGCUGAGGGCAUUGCACUUUCAGAUCCUGUUGCAAAGGAGAGCUGUAUGCUGAAUUUGUUGCUGUCGCUUCCAGAACCCAACCUUGUGACAUUCCUUUUCCUUUUGGACCAUUUAAAAAGAGUUGCUGAGAGGGAAGGCGUGAACAAGAUGUCCCUGCAUAAUCUUGCCACUGUCUUUGGACCAACACUGCUCAGACCUUCGGAGAAGGACAGUAAAAUCCCUGCUAACCCAACCCAGCCCAUCACAAUGACUGACAGCUGGUCACUAGAAGUCAUGUCCCAGGUUCAAGUUCUUCUGUACUUCCUGCAGCUAGAGACCAUCCCUACCCCGGACAGCAAGAGGCAAAGCAUUCUCUUUUCCACAGAGGUGUAGGUGCCCACGGUACCAACAGGACACAAAAAACUGCUCUUGGCAUAACUCUGCCACCCCUGAGAAAAAGCUGACUGGUGUUUCCUCAGACGUGACUGGCCUGUUCCUGUGCUGGGGAAUUCCAGCCCUCAGUGCUUCUGUUGUUUGUGAACCAGAGACAAGCUGGAGAAAAAAGGAGAAAACCCUCUCCUCGUGCUGGUAGGACCAGAACUAAGUGGAGAUGGAGCUGCGUGGAAUCUCCACUAGAAGGAGCAAUAGACACUUGAACAAAUGCACCACAGAGUGUGGCCAUUAUUCUUGUUGGGAAUGGGACAGAAGGUAUUCCUCAUUUUAUGGAUUUAAUUUAUCAUAAAGAAACUUCAAGAUUUCUACUGGACCACUUGAUAGGACACCCCUUUUUGGGUGAGGGGGUGUUAAAGGAUAUAUCACAACUGUGUCUUUAAUAACUGCUGAUUUUCAAGUACUGUUCUAGGCCACAAAAAUAGCAUAGCUUUGCAAGAGGAAGGAGAAGGGAAGGGUCUGGGAUCUAAGAUUCCCUCCUCAGAAAUUCAAGUCUUGAUUCAAAUGGGGUUCUAAAGAAAUCCAACAGUUUUAUGUGCAACUAGAACUGUUGGUCCGUUUGGAGGCUGGGACCUUUUGUGUUUGGGGGUUUUUUUUGUCUCACCAGCCCUUCAGGUGCAGAUGUUUAUACACCCCGGGGAAGGAGAUGCUCUGCUCUUGCCUGUGUUGCACUUCUGAUGGUUUUUUUGGGUUAAGGGAGACACAUCCAAUGAAGUUACACUAUAAAUAAAUACAGCAAAUUAAAGAAAGGCAGGGAGGAUAAGAGUCAGUGAUUCUGUUGGUUUUUUUGCAUAUAAGCAGAGGCAACAUUAUCCAGGAAGGAUUGCUAAAUUCCUUAGACCCGACCAAACUCAAUGAAAAUUAAUUGGGAAGACACUUAAUUCCCAACACUCCAAAGAAAAUAUGUUAUCACUGCAAAAAUAAUUGAAGAAUUUGUGAACAAAAAAAAAAUUAAUGGCUGUCAGUUUGGCUGGCUGCUUACUCCAGACUUUUAUCAGAACAUCUUUUUUUGAUACUUGAAUUUUUGGAGGCUUUGUACGUUGCUUCUACAAGAGUCUUUUUCUGAUAGAUACAAACACUCUGGUAAAAAAUGUGUCAGAAUGUACUUUAUGGACAAUCUAGCAAGUAGCAUGCAUUGUGGAUUCUCCAGAAAUUCCAACCCUGUUUUAAAUAAGAGCAGUGGAGAAAUUUCUGUGGAACUCCAUCCAGCAGUACAAAAGGUCUGGCCAAACACCAAUUUUGUGUUUCCCUCCCUAAAUCAGUUGAAGCCACAGGGGUUCCAGAGGCAGAAAGGGCAGCAGUAUUUGUCCAGGGAAUUGAAACUGCAGAAUCUGAUUGCUGGUGUCCAGAGCUGAGCAUUCUGGCUAUGAAGCAGUUGUGCCAAACAUCCCGAGGGGGGGAGCGAUGCCGGUUCCCUAAACCACUCCAGCCCCCACUUCCUACCCAGCUCUGCAGCAUCCAUUUAGUGGCAUCUGUCCAUCACUGUCCUGGCAAGAAGAAAAGUACAGCUGGAAGACAAGGGAAGGAAUGGGCAGGAGAAGGGGAGGGAGGGACAGAUUUUGAAAGAUUGGUAGGGUCAGGUUGUCAACAUCAUUCGUGGGGAAAUGCGACACAGAAAGCAACCCCUCUUGUGCGGAAUUGCACAUUUUCUGAUGGGUGAUCUGCAAUCUCUCAGUUAAAAAAAAAUAGCAAAGGAGUGUUACAAACAAAUAGAAAGAAAAAAAUUAAAAGGGAACUGAUUUUGUAGUCACUGUAAUUCUGACUGCUGCAUAAUAUUAGAAAUUAUUGUACUGUGAAGUUGCAAAAUCAAAAAGGAACAAAUAUAAAUUUCGAUUUUGUGAGUAUAUCAAUAUUUUGCAUGCUUUGUAAGGAUUCUUAUAGGAAUUUAAUAUUGCUUAGUAUCCCUCCCUCCUUAGGUCUGGGAGCAAACCUCUUUGUAAUGUAAUGUACAACUAGAAAUUCCUUCUCUCUUGUAUGUAUUUCCACAACAUUCCAACUUCUGAACCCGCAAAACAGAAAAUGUGUCUGUAGUAGGAGGUGCUUUUUGGGAGAGGGAGGGAAUGAAGGCAAGGAAACUUGAAGGCUUAAGAUUUUGACUUUUUUUAAAAUUUUUAUUUUCGGUUUUUGCCUGUUUGAAGGUAAAAAUUAGUCACAAUCCUGACGAACAUUGACUUGAGCCAAGUCGUGCAGAGCAGUAAAGCACACUCUAGUUUUGGUUCUCUGUAUUUGUUCUCCCUUUUCCCCGGCACAAUCCCACCACAGCAAUCCUUGUACCACAGGCUGCACUCCUGCCAGCUCCCACCUCGGGGGGAUGGACCUGAGGCAGAAGCACUGCUGAUGACUUCAUGGAAAAGGGGGGAAAAAAACCCCAAGCUCCAGCUGGUGGCUGGGUGAUAACCUUUUCCUUCGGUGUUUGGAAUCUGUGGCUGCUCCUUGCAGUGUUGAAACUGGAAAGCAGUACCAUAAUGACUGUGCCAAUUUACUUUUGCCCAACUUUUUUAUUUUUAUUUAUAUAGGAAGUUAAUUUUAAUAUUAAAUUACUGAUCUAUAGUAUGUAACCACGAGAAAAUGGCUUUUGCUUUGGUUACUGUGACAGGUUGUUGCUGUCAGUCUCUCAUUACAAUGCUCAGUUCUAAUGUAACAUUAUCUAACAUGCAGGCAUGUGGAUCAGGGAAAAAAAGGUAAUUUAACUUAACCCGUUAAUUAUUUCUGUUAAGUAUGAGUAUGUUUUCCCCAAAGCUGGUAAUUUUGGGCUGGAAAAGAUAGUUCAUCAUAUUGCUGAUGAUGAAAUCAUGGACUGAUUUGAAAUACGAGAAUUGAUUUCUUGAAUUUCCUUUAAUUUUGCAAUUAAAUUUUUUUCAAAUAGUCUUAUGUUUCCAGAAAUUUAAGUAUUUCCAAAAGGCUUUUAUGUUCUUCUCCCGGGGAUGUUGGUUGGGUUUUUUGGUUUGUUUCAGGGGGUUUUUUUGUGGGGCUUUUUUUUUUUUUUUACUUUAUUUUUUAAUAAGCCUUAUCAUACUUAAACAAAAAGGGAAUUGCAAAACUUGGCUUUAGAGAAGGCCGCCUGAUUUCUCCUCUUAUAUGUUCCCUUGUGAGUUGUGUCAGAAAACCAAACUCUUUCAUUUUCUGUAUGAAAAAAGGUACAAUAUAAACAACUUAAGAGCAAACUAGCAAAAAGUUACCCUUUAGGUGUGCACUGGGAGUUUAUGCUCCUUCAUUUUCUAGUGUGUUGGAGAGACCUUUCUGCAAAUGUCGCUUUCAGGAACAGGAAUCUCAAACACUAAAAUUUUCAGCUAAGGAAAUUCAGGUGAUUAGGAUAGUCUGUGUCUCUCUGAGUUUAAGGAGAGGAACAAGCAUCAGCGUCCUGGCAUUUAGAAACUAUUUUAAAAUUCUCAUGGAUUUUUUUUUAACACUGAGUAGGUUUUUAAAUAAAAUCAAAAAAAGUUAAGCAAACUAAGAGAAAAGUUUUUGGAGGCAGACAAGAAAUAACAGUUCCUAGCUCAGAGUCAGCUCUGUGUCUGUGUGUGCUUUGUACGGGAGGGGAGUGUGGGAAACCAAACUGAAACACGUCCACUCAAACGCUGCUGGUGUUCCUUAUUCUUGCACAAUUUUAACAAGUUGAGGUAGUAGCUGAGCUCUUUCAGGCUGUAUUUUAAUGCUGCUGUUUUUCAGUGUAUCAGCUAAGGGCAAACCCCAGCAGUGUGGUGCCUGUCCCUGCCGUGCCCACCGCCCGGAGCCAAACGGCCACUUGUGGUGUUGGCCGUGAGGUGGUGGAACCACAGAGGAUGUUUAUGGGAGGGGUUAUGCAGGGUUUUUGCAAUUUAUUCGUUUUACCUGUUUAAAACUCUGUUUUAUGGUUGUUCAUGUUAGUUUUCUAUGAGUUUAUUUAAACAAAUGUACUGUUUUUUAAAGCAUAUGUGGAUCUCCAGAUUAGUUUGUCACCUGUGUAACACUGGAAGGCAUCACAAUGUGUUCAUUUACCUUAACGUGCCCUUCUGUCAAGUAUGUAUAAAAUAUAAACUGACCAAUGUGGCUUUUAAAAAUGUUUAAAAUCUGAUAGCAAAACCCCAGCUCUCUCUGAUUCCUCACUGGGUAAUCCAUUUGUUUCAGUGCUUGGUCACCUACUGGGAUAACUUUAUCAGAUGUGACAUUCUUCUUAUGGAAAUUUUAGUAUAAAAUGGGAAAUGUUGUAGGAAAAACCCUACCCUUUCUCUUUUUACUUUAAUUCAAGACAACAGGGACUUGUAAUAGCAGAAGACCAGUACAUUCAUGCUGGAUUUUGGAGGGGCCCUGCUUCUAUUCCUUGAAGAAGAAAAAUCUUCUUCAAGGGCAAUUCCCAAGUAGAUACGAUCAAAUUAAUGAAAUUCUUGUAGCCACUUGCUUAUGCCCUCUUAAAUUUGUAAUCCAGGGAUGUUUUUCUUUUUAGACUAACGUUGCCAUUGUACUGUUAGUGAAAAAUAAACCUGGUACCUUUCCCUUCCUUUAACACAGGGCCUGUGCAACUGAGAUACCGGAGCCUUGGGUUUGUAUUAGCAAUUCUCCAUUCUGAACUCAAAUGAAAUGAAUGUUCGUGUGUAUUCUAUGAAUUUUGUAAUUGAAUGGAAUUAAAUACAUGGAUUGCCCUUAAAACCAACAGAAGCUAUAAAGGAAGCACUUACAGUUAAUAGAUUUUUCCGUAACAGUCUUCAGGGAAUAAAAGUAACACGAAUGGAAAAGAGAAGCAUAAUUAGGAAUCGCUCAGGUCACAUUGUCUGGGACUAGAAAGGAGUUCUCAUUUUGAGUCACAGAAGGCAGCUCAUGCCCCAGAUAACUGAGCAAAGGCUGUCGUGCCAGGAAACAAACACGAAUAUGGGAACGCCAGGAAUUUAGCUACUGGAGCCUCCCAGUGCUGCAGCCCCUCUUUCUUAGGACUCAACAUGUACACACAGUUCAGUGCUAAGGAAGCCAAGUUUACCAUUUGCUCUUUUCCUUUGUUUUCCCCCGAGGCAACAGCAAUAGGUGUGUUGCCCUAGGUGAACUGCCACCACAGAGAAGUAAGAAGCUCAUAGAACCACCCAGGUGAACUAUUGUUUGAGCUAAAAGUCUGUUCCUGGGCUACAAGGAUAAAAUGCCACAACAUGCUGCAAUGAUGAAAUGGUUGGAGCAGUAGGACCAAAGCAAAUCUGAGUGUAUGUGUUGCCUCAAUUCUUCUCCUUCCAUGACCAUAUCAUUAGAUUGCAGCCUUUCAGGUCAAGCAAAUUCAUAACUGCUCUUGCCAAGAAUUAAAAAAUUAUAAAAUGACUUAUUUUCCCUCCAGUGUUCAUUCUCUUUGUGUUACUGCCUUAUAGUGACAUCGCUGGAGACCACUGAAAAACAUGCGGGUGAACCAUGCAACAGCUUUUCACAUAAUUUAUUUGCUGCUGCCACGUUUCACCUUACAGUAGAACAGAUCCUUCCUUUUCCAAAAGAAUCACUUCACAUCAUUCUGCACUGUAGCAACUACCACAUGGGGAGAUUCAGUUUGUAGCAGAGCUACAGAGCAGAGCACUGGAGAUAAUUAAAGUGUUUCCAGUCUUCUUGUGCAGAAUGGACCAGGUACUGCUAAUGCCCUGGGCUCACGUAGGCCAGUGGUGUGAGCUAAGAUUCUAUUAUUUACAGCUGUUCGAGCAUAUUUGGGAAUUAAUAUGAUUACAGAGUCCCCAGGCCUAGCAGGACUGUUUGUGCUACUGCUUUGUCUUAAUCACAGUCAUGUUCAAAUCCUCACGUCAAAAAUGGUUCAUCAGAGUAGAGAAAAUUGUAUUUUCCACUAGAGCUUUUGCUUGUGUAACUGCUGCAGCCUUUUCCCCAGUGUAGCACGUUCUGAGAACCUGAGACAUUCUGCAGAUGAACAGUUUCUCUGAUCUGCAGAAUGAUUUAUACCACGAGGCGUUUUAUAUCCCUGGGGAUGUACAAAAGGCCAGGCUUGUGUACAAAACAGCUUCCUGCCUGGAAGGAGGAUACAGCAGCUCCCUGGAGAUGACCCCCAUGAUGGGUCACAGGGGGUGGAGCCCAGCAGAGAGCAGUUGGCCUUGCUGCUGCUUGGAUGCUCCCCCCUCCCCUGGGGCACUUGGAUAAGGCCCAGAGGGCAGUUUUGAGAGUUCCUUCUUACUGCACCUAAAUGACUGAUCAAGUGCCCAUCUAGAGCAGCUCAAACUUCCUCCAUUUUAGUCCCAUUUCAGGAGAAAUUUGCCAGUUUGGAAUUAUGCAAAUAGCUGAAAGCUGAUCCAUAACUAACACCUAUUUCAUAUACAGUAGGUGCUAAUGUAAAAGCUGCCACAGCAAAAGGUCAUUUCUCCCCAGCAGCCUCUUCUACUCCCUUCCUUCUGCUCACAGCCUCAGAGAAAUCUUGUCUUGGGUUUCACAGUCACAUACAAAACUUGCAGAAUCCUGGAUAAAACUUAGCUAUGCAGGGACUGAUGUUUCAAGAGUUGGGAUAUCAGGACUAAAAGUGAUUACCAAGGUAGCAAAAAGAGGGUAAUGAAUCGUUGUGUUGGAUAAAUUGGAGAAGUAUCACAAUGAAACAGUGAAUUAAAAAAUGAUCUCACAGCAGGACACUGAAACAUUGUCCUUUCUGUGUCUGUCCAGCAAAAAAAAAAUAAAACUCAGCCUUCUCUUGCCUAUGUAAGUUGUGUAGUUUGUUCUUAUCUCUAGUAUUAUAAGUGUUUAUAAUCCGUGAAGAAUUCCAAGGAAAGGAGUUAAGACUAUUUAUUUAAAUAUAAAUACAAUUAAAUUAUAUAAUUAGUGCUAAAUUAUCAGGUGUAGAAGACAACUUGUUAUUGUUUGGAUAAUUUUGGGUUUCAUCAGAGCUAAUACUGUUGGCAUUGUUUUAAACACUACCAUGUUAGGGAGUCAGUUUUUGACAUUUUAUACUGCUGUUGCUAGUGCUUCAGUAUCUUAUAGUGCUCUGUUUUGGGAAAGAAAACCUAAUCCAAAUAGUUUAAUACUGAAAGGUGUUGAAAUUGUACUGCUAAACAUCUCUCAGUUUAGGCCCAAAGAGAAGAGAAAAAGGAAAGGGAAAAAAAGUGGGGGAAAAUCGUCUUUCUGGAUAUUUUUUUUUUUUACUUUCUGAGAAAAGCGAUAUGAAAAAGGGAUCCAAAAACUGUAUUUGGGGGAAAAAAAAGUCUUAAGGCAUUUGUAGCCUUUCUUUGUACACAAUGUUAAAUAAAAUCUCCUGUAUCUAUGUUUGUCAGGUUCUUUUGGUCUUAUUUAAAUAAAAGUGGGCCUGCAUUACA